AUGAGAUUCUCUACCAUCACUCUUUUGGCCCUUGGUGCCACUGCUUCAGCUUAUGUUGUACCGAACCGACAAGUUGUUGAUAAUGCUGUCAAGCCACGCAUGCCAGAAAAUGAAGCCAUUCAGGCAUCCAACCUUGUAGCUGCUCUGUCAGCUCGUGACCUUGAAGCCCGCCACCACCAGGGCGGCAAGGGCAAGGGCAAGGGCAAGGACAAGGGCAAGAAGAAGAACGCCCGUGACGUCGAGUCUGAGCUCGAGGGCAUCGUAGCCCGUGACGUCGAGUCCGAGCUCGAGAACAUC
Molecule: messenger RNA, 297 nt
Organism: Bipolaris maydis ATCC 48331
Lineage: Eukaryota; Fungi; Ascomycota; Dothideomycetes; Pleosporales; Pleosporaceae
Source: RefSeq, a predicted model, not a curated record